AUGCUGGGCCUCAGCGCGUUCGCUUCCCGAAAUGUGAGACAGAGGCCCCUAGGGGCCCAGAGAGCCCACCCCUGGUGCCAGCCCGAGAGCACUGGAAACCCAUCCACUGGCUUGUGUGUGAGCGUCCACAGCCGCCUGAAAGCAGAGCUACGCGAGCGUGCAGCAGCGUGUACACGGGUGGACAGAAUGGGGCCCACCCGCACCACAGAGCGCCACUCAGGCCAGAGGAACGGUGUGCCGAUGUGCUAA
Molecule: messenger RNA, 249 nt
Organism: Rangifer tarandus platyrhynchus (Svalbard reindeer)
Lineage: Eukaryota; Metazoa; Chordata; Mammalia; Artiodactyla; Cervidae
Source: the annotation of a GenBank genome assembly